Messenger RNA from Hibiscus syriacus, 840 nucleotides. RefSeq lists its product as uncharacterized. The coding region runs from base 1 to 840 and encodes 279 amino acids. The transcript has 2 exons. NCBI's taxonomy places the organism in Eukaryota, Viridiplantae, Streptophyta, Magnoliopsida, Malvales, Malvaceae. The record is from RefSeq and is a predicted model, not a curated record.
AUGCUGAAGCGAGUAUCGGGAUGGCAACAAAACAUAGUUUCAUAUGGGGGAAGAGAGGUCUACAUUAAAUUAGUCGGCCAAGCAAUUCCAACAUAUGCUAUGGGAUGUUUUCUCCUCCCAAGUGGCGUUAUAACUGAUUUAACACAAGUAAUGCGUGACUAUUGGUGGUCUGGUCGAUCUGAUGCGCAUAGGUGGCCUCUUCUAGUUUGGUCAUCGAUAUGUCAACCUAAACGAAUGGGUGAUUUAGGAUUCCGAGAGCUACAUGCUUUUAAUCUGGAUCUCCUUGGCAAACAACUUUGGCGAUUAAUGAGGACUCCGAACAGUUUGGUUAGCCGUGUUCUUGCAGGUAAAUAUUACCCUGGCAGUUCUGUGUGGACAGCUCAGCCCAGCAAUCGUCCAUCUUAUGCAUGGCUCAGCUUAUAUGUUGCGAAAGCAUCACUUCAACCUGGUUAUUUCUGGAAGCCUGGUAUUGAGAGUGGGAUCUCUAUGUUCCAGGAUUCAUGGGGAGGAUCUUCUCCUAUUCAGUUUUCUACGAAACAUAUCGAUAAUGUUGAUGCUCUGAAUGAAAGAUUGGUUAGACAAUUGUUUCCCAUCUCUGAAGCUACAGCCAUCUUACAAUGCCCGGGGAUUGCUGCUCCUUCACCUUUAUGGUUGUUUCUUUCUCGGUUACCCAUUUUGCCUAAAGUGCGUGUUUUUGAUUGGCGUUUCGCAAACGAUGCUUUACCAGUGGGCGCCCGCCUUUUAACAGUAGGUUUGAGUGAUGGCCACUGUCCGAUUCGUGGGGUUCACAUUGAAACUGCCCUCCAUGCCAUUCGAGAAUGGCCCGAGUACCGACUCUAG